UGUGUGUAUGUGUGUGUGUGUGUUCAGCAGCAGCAGCAGCAGCAGCUCGUCUCAGGCAGCAGACGGCGGCCCAGCUACCGCUUUCCUCUUUUCAUUUCCAUUCCCCCUACCCUUUGAUUUUUUUAAAAAAUUUGUUUCAUAUAUAUUUUUUUACACACUGGUUCCUUUUUUUUUUUUUUUUUUUUAAACCGUCUCGAAGACAUGUCCGCCAGACCGGGAUUUUACCGGCAGGAGCUGAACAAGACUGUGUGGGAGGUUCCGGAGCGGUACCAGAACCUGACGCCGGUGGGCUCCGGAGCCUAUGGCUCGGUGUGUUCGGCAUACGACGUGGUCUUGAGGCAAAAGGUUGCGGUGAAGAAGCUGUCCAGGCCUUUCCAGUCCCUGAUCCACAGUCGCCGCUCGUACCGGGAACUCAGGCUGCUCAAGCACAUGAAACACGAGAACGUAAUAGGGCUGCUGGACGUCUUCACACCUGCGGCAGCAUUGGAGGACUUCAACGAGCUCUACCUGGUGACUAACCUGAUGGGUGCCGACCUCAAUAACAUCGUCAAAUUUCAGAGGUUGUCAGACGAGCACGUGCAGUUCCUAAUUUACCAGCUCCUCCGCGGCCUCAAGUACAUCCAUUCUGCAGGACUGAUCCACAGAGACCUCAAGCCAAGCAAUGUAGCAGUGAACGAGGACUGUGAGCUAAGGAUCCUUGACUUUGGAUUAGCCAGGCAGACAGAUGAUGAGAUGACGGGAUAUGUGGCGACUCGCUGGUACCGGGCGCCAGAGAUCAUGCUGAACUGGAUGCACUAUAAUCAGAAUGUUGAUAUUUGGUCAGUAGGAUGCAUUAUGGGAGAGCUGCUGAAGGGAAAAGUCCUUUUUCCUGGCACUGACUAUAUUGACCAGUUGAAGAGAAUCAUGGAGGUGGUUGGGACGCCGACACCGGAGCUGCUGAAGAAGAUCUGUUCUGAACACGCACAGAAGUACAUCCAAUCUCUGCCCUUCAUGCCGCAACAAGACCUGGAAAAGAUCUUCAGAGGAGCAAAUCCACUGGCCGUCGAUCUGCUGAAACGCAUGCUGGUUCUGGACUGUGAUGGGAGGAUCUCGGCCAGCGAGGCCUUGUCCCAUCCCUACUUCUCACAGUACCAUGAUCCAGAAGACGAGCCGGAGGCCCCACCUUAUGACCAAACGCUGGAGAGCAAAGACCGAACUCUAGAAGAAUGGAAAGAGUUGGUAUUCGAAGAGGUGAACAGUUUCAAAGUGUCCGGAGGCAAGACUGACAGCCUUCAGGUGGAGCAGUAAGCCUCUACCUACAGAAGAACCACGUACUCAGUAAAUGAGAGAAGGACUGUGGAAAAGCAGCUGAAGUAUCAUGUAUGACCACCUGCCUGUUUAUUUGAGCAGAAGGUCAGAACGGUCUCCACGGGAUCAGAUGCACACAUUACAAUACAGGGAGGAUUUUAGAAUUAAAUAGAAAAAAGAAAAGAAAAAAAAAGAUCUUUCCGGUGAUGAAAGUUGCUUCCUGUUAUGUUUCCUCUCACCGCGGGUAAAAUGAGGAACCGUUCAACGCCAGGGAUCGCAGGGGAAGUGAGGAUUCAUACAAGGGAGCAACUUUGUGCAACCGAACUGUGUUUACAGACUGACAGAGAAUCGAAGGGAGGAAAAAAAAAAUGCACACUAGGAUUUCCAAAGCAACGACAGGAACGCUGUCCCAUCCCUCAUCAUGACGAAUGCCACGAACAGUCAAUAUUCAUGUUUAAAGGCUUGCAGCUAUGCCAUUUCACCUCACGGAACUGCUUAGCAUUUAGCCUGCGUGCAUGAUUUUAUUGUUACAGCAUAUAACUGGUACUGUAUUAUAUUGUGUCUGUCACACUGGCGUUAAACCAGUUUGGAGGGUAAGGGAGAGGCAUCACCAGGAAACUAUGAGCAACUAUCAACCUGUUCUGUCUUUAUGAUUUCUGUAAAAAAAAUAAAUAAAUACACAAGCUACUAUUCUUCUACAGUUGGAAAUAGUAAACAUCAACUGUGCUAUUAAUUAGCAAGGUAAUUAAUACAGUCAAAGCUGCGGGCCUGUGUUUACAGCGUGACCUUGCUUCACAUAUACAGUUUCGGCUGACGGCCAACAGCUGAUCACCUGCUGGAUUUGGCACUGCUCUGUUGAGUUUCCAUACUUCUCCGGUGUCUUUCACAGCCCCAGUUUUUGUUUACAAUAAUUUGAAUUUUUUAAAUAAUUAGAAAAAGUUCCUGGGAGGAGUGUGCUGAUGCUGGAUAAUAAUCUCUUGCCACUCCGCGCAAGCAAGAACUGGCCAAACACCACAGGCUCUUGAGUCACGUAAGGCAGCCAUAUUUGGCUGUUUGUCGCAAGCUCAUUAGUCAUCUUUCAUAUUACCUAAGCUUCCUUUAAGCUUCAAUAAUGCUCGGGUGAUACAAAGGAAACCGGCAGUGUUCUUUACCUCUAGAGUGUGACUGCAGUUCACAUUGUACAGAGUGAUCCUGUCAAGCAACACCCUAACAUUUACAUAAGACAUGUGAGUUUAAUAUAUACGCAGAUGAUGUGUUGCUACAGACUGGAGUUUUAGUUCCCAAAAUCUUUUUGCUGAGGCUGAAAUAAUCUGGUUAUAUUAAACCACAUGCUAGCAGUGAAGGUGAGGGAAAAUGUCACAGGGCGAAACGCGUGUAAAGUUAUGUGCGUCACGCUACCACACAAAGAUAAAGUGUUUACACUUGGUUACCACAGCACAGAUUUGCUGAAAAAAAUUACAGUAUGAAGUUGUUAAUCUGCAUAUGAGAGGAACAACAGAUGAAGAAGCACUUUGAAACCAGUUACAUUUUUCAGUGAUUAAAUGCUCAUAUAUCAGAGGGUUGACCUCGAUGCUAUCUGGAUAUACGUUAUGCUGGAUACUUACUUCAGGUAUAAAGUAGAUAUAAGCGUUCUAGGUCAAUUUGAGGCUUAACUGAACCUCUAAUUGCAAGGAUCAUCCUCUAUUAUGUUGCAAUGAAGCUCUGAUUUUAGCUUCGCCUGGUUAAAUUCUAGCUAGGUUUAAAUCUGUUAUAAUUCUAACAUAGUUUGAAUUUGUAAUUUGAACUCUAAUGCUGCAGGUACAUGAAGUAAAGUCAGUAUUUUGAGAGAUAAAACGCUGCUAGAUAAGUUAAAAAUGAGUUGUAUUUUAAAUUUUAUCUCCUCCACAGUUGAGUAAACUGGGUUCUUUGACCGUUAGCUAAAGUUUAACUCAACCAAUGAGAUUAUUUCUGCCUCUAAGAAACGCAACUAAAAUGUCAACAUACCACCUGGAAAUCUCUUUGGCCAAACACAAGAUAAGAAAUUUAGUCUUUGCUUUUUGUUUCUGGAUUUUUGUUUACACUGGAGUGCUCCAUGUUGUUGCUACAGGUUGUCCACUACCACUGGAUGCAAAAUGUUGAAUUUCCAAAUGAAUCAAAAUGGUGUGUGUCAGUCAAAGCGUGUUAAAGCUUUCUGAAUGUUUAAGUGCUAUGUGCUACUGUGGAUGUUGUACACGUGGUGAAUUUGAAUAGCAAACUGAAUGUAUAUGUAGACUGUAUGUAUGUAUGUACCGUAUGUUAUGAGUUAGAAGUGACUUUUAAACACAUGGUGGCAUGUGGUUUUACAUGUAGCCAUGAGUUUCAGAUCACUCAAUUGAAUGUCAGUUCUCAGUUUUCAAAGGACUCGGAUGACUUUCUCAUUCAUCAACAGGUAACUUGCAAGUUUUGGCUUCAACAAAAUAAACACUCAUUUCUG
Molecule: messenger RNA, 3739 nt
Organism: Mugil cephalus (flathead mullet)
Lineage: Eukaryota; Metazoa; Chordata; Actinopteri; Mugiliformes; Mugilidae
Gene: mapk11
Product: mitogen-activated protein kinase 11
Exons: 12
Coding region: 202-1287 (361 amino acids)
Biological process (GO): intracellular signal transduction; protein phosphorylation
Cellular component (GO): nucleus; cytoplasm
Molecular function (GO): ATP binding; MAP kinase activity
Source: RefSeq, a predicted model, not a curated record